GAGUGGUGGGAUAUAUAGGCUGGUGGUUGGCGCUUCAUGCAACAGAGUCAAGAGUUGUUCUGCAAGUUGAGAGAAAGUCAACUUCUUGUUGUUUUGAACAGAGAUUCAGAGAGAUUUAUAUAUAUUUAUUUUUACUGCUGGGUGAUUACCAUUGAAGGGGACCAUGGUUAUGUUGAAGAUCUCAGCUUUCCUCGUUGCCUACGCCCUGGUCAUCUGCCAGAUGUACUGCUCACAAGCCGCCCCUGCCAGACCAGGUCUAGAGUCCAUGUCAGAACGAGUCACGCUCACGGACUACGAGGCGCGAAGGUUACUGAACGCCAUCGUCAAGGAGUUUGUGCAGAUGACGGCAGAAGAGAUGGAGCAGCAGGCGACCGAGGGAAACAGCGUUACAGCACAGAAGCGGGCCUGCAACACGGCCACGUGCGUGACCCACCGCCUGGCCGACUUCCUCAGCCGAUCGGGGGGAAUAGGCAACAGCAACUUCGUUCCCACCAACGUUGGCGCCAAGGCCUUCGGCAGGCGAAGGAGAAGCACCCAGAUGUGAGCGCUAUUCAUCAACCUUCUGGGAAAUGAGGCGGACACCUGAAAAGAAAAAAGGAAAAAAAAAACACAACAUCCUGUGAACAAAAAUUCAACACAGCAAAACGCAGAUAAAUACUAAACUGGCCCUUUAUCUUCUCUUUUACAUUCUUCCUGGAAAAGAAAGGAGGUUUUGUCCCCGUCAUCCAUCCUGUUAUUAAUCUUUUUCUUUUCUUUUUUUUUUUGGCUUUUGGCAAAUAACUGAAAAAAAAAUUGGGAAAAAAAAGCACUUUACUUUAUGUACAUGAACAAAUGAAUUCUUUAAAGUAAAAAAAAAAAAAAAAAACAUCCCGAUGGUUACUCUUUUUUAUACAUGAAUAUUAUUGGAAAAUAAAAUGAAAACAGCAGUGGUCAUCACUUUCCUUUUUUCGCCCCACGUUUCACCUCGUUAGAGCACAUUUGUAGCACCGACCCCCAGCUGAGAUUCAUAUAUUAACAUUCCCCCCUUUACGCCGGUAACGAUCCUCCCCACACAACGGCUGUUGUCUUGUGCCUUGAUGUAGAAAAAUUUACAUGAACAUGAUUGUACGGCUUCGUUUCGAGACGGCAAAGAAGAACCCGAGUGAGGAUGAGGAGGAGAACGGUGAUGGAUUCAUAUUGUAAACAAUAUUGUGAAAAACAAAAAUUUCAGCAAGAUUAAAAUGUAUUUUAGAUACACUUUGGUUUGAGGUAAUUGUGUUGUUCUUCAAAGCAUUUCGUAAACAGAUGUAGAGAGAGAGAGAGAGAAAAAAAAAAUCACCUGCCACUUAUAUUUGUACUCAUGAUGCUGUCAUUGAUCCCAGAAUAAAUAUGAAAACUAUUAACAUUUGAGUCAAAUUUACAAAUACAAACAGUCCGUAGAGAGCAGAAAUGACUCAUUCCAAACAACCCGGAUAAGUUUGGAUACAUGACAAGAAAAACGGGGAAUUGCUGAACAAAAGGCAGCCAAAAAACAGCCACAGCUGGUUCACACAUGCAGCAAUAUUUUAGGCAAAACGUUAAAAAAAAAACCCCACAAUUUUCUGCAGGAAGUUUAACAUGAUGGAAACCUUUUUGGGGGGUUUCACUUGUUGUUACAGCAACACUCCAAAAGAUGGCAAUCUAAUUAUCCACACAAAAAGUUUCUGUGCGGAUCUACUGAUGUGCUUCAAGAGACGAAAGAAGCCUUCCAUUCUCCAACACCUCCAGCUGCCUUCUGUAAUGUCUUCAUAGUUUCACAAAUGAUCUCAAAAUGGGAUAGUGUUACGGUUAAUUCUGUAAAUACCUAAACUUGACUCAGAACAUCAACUGUGGUGCAUUUGACGGGGUUCACAGCAGCAGGUGAUAUGUUCCACGCAACACCGAGUAGAUUCCCCGUCGUGCAGAUAAACAUUUCUGUCUUCCUGCCAGUGAUUUGGAAUAAUUUGUUGUGCAGUGUUUUCCAUAGAAGUGAAAUUAAAUGGACCAAAUAUUGAAUCAGUAAAAAAAAGAAAAGAAAAGAAAAGAAAAGAAAAAGGCCUUUUAGUUUUGGAUCUUAAAGCUUCAGGUCACCAAAAAAGCUUCAGGUUUACAGCAUCCCUUCCUCCAAGGUACGGGAUGUCUACAGUGUUCUUAAAAUUUAAAGACAUUUCCUGUUUGUUUUUCUGGAGGUUUUAUGUGUUCACUGUCUGUAGGGAAUAUUUCACUCUACUGGUGCAUGACUGAAAAAGGGAAUUGUAUUUUUGUUCAAUUUUAGCCUCAUGUAUUUCAUAAAAGCAUCAAAUAUUACUUUUUUCAAAUACAUUCCAUUUUAAAUGUAAGCAUCGUAAAAGCAGCUGUUUGAAAGAGUUUCUUGCCUGUAGGUGACAUUGUAUCACUGUGGAACAACACACUGAAAUAAAUGUCUCAAAGAGUG
Poecilia reticulata (guppy) is the source of this 2431-nucleotide messenger RNA. RefSeq names its product calcitonin gene-related peptide 1-like. Lineage: Eukaryota; Metazoa; Chordata; Actinopteri; Cyprinodontiformes; Poeciliidae. Gene Ontology annotation, molecular function: calcitonin receptor binding; hormone activity. The record is from RefSeq and is a predicted model, not a curated record. Gene Ontology annotation, biological process: regulation of cytosolic calcium ion concentration; adenylate cyclase-activating G protein-coupled receptor signaling pathway. Gene Ontology annotation, cellular component: extracellular region.